ACUACUCCAUUCCUCAUCUCCUCUCUGGAGCCAGAGUCCGGCAGCGUGCUCCCCUGCCUGGGGCCCGUGACCUGCGACCUUCGCCUGUGCCAAUCCUGGUUAAUUUUUGCCCAGUGUAAUGGUGGUGGCGCCCCUCCUCCUGCAGCAUAUAAGCCAGGUCUGAGGCUGCCUGGUUCUCCACACAGCCCGAGCCGCUGAGCUCCCAGCCCAGCCCCACCAUGGCCAAGGGCUUCUACAUUUCCAAGUCCCUGGGCAUCCUGGGCCUGCUGCUGGGCGUGGCCGCCCUGGGCACUAUCGUGGCGCUGUCCGUGGUAUAUGCGCAGGAGAAGAACAAGAACGCAGAGAGCGCCACAGUGGCCCCUGUGCCUCCGGCCAGCACCGAGGCCGAGGCCACCACCCCUGACCAAAGCAAACCCUGGAACCGGUACCGCCUGCCCAAGGACCUGAGACCUGACUCCUAUGAGGUGACUCUGAGGCCCUACCUCACCCCCAACAGCCAGGGCCUGUAUGUCUUCGUCGGCUCAAGCACUGUUCGCUUCACCUGUGUGCAAGCCACCAACCUCAUCCUGAUCCACAGCAAGAAGCUCAACUACACCAUGCAGCAGGGCCACAGGGUGCUUCUGCGGACUGUGGAUGGCUCCCAGAGCCCCGCCAUCGACCGCACCGAGCUGGUGGAGCACACGGAAUACCUGGUUGUGCACCUGAAGGACAAGCUGCAGGCAGGCAGGCAGUACGAGAUGGACAGCAUGUUCCACGGGGAGCUGGCAGAUGACCUGGCAGGCUUCUACCGCAGCGAGUACAUGGAAGGGAACGUCAAGAAAGUGGUGGCCACAACACAGAUGCAGGCUGCAGAUGCCCGGAAGUCCUUCCCCUGCUUCGACGAGCCGGCCAUGAAGGCCACGUUCAACAUCACCCUCAUCCACCCCAAGGACUACGUGGCACUGUCUAACAUGCUCCCCAGAGUGCCCAGCUACUCAUUCAAGGAAGACCCUGACUGGAACGUCACUGAGUUCAACACCACCCCGAGGAUGUCCACAUACCUGCUGGCCUACAUCGUCAGCGAGUUCCAGAGCAUUCAGGAGAUCUCCCCCAAUAAUGUCCUGAUCCGGAUCUGGGCUCGGCCCAGUGCCAUUGCCCAGGGCCACGGUGAUUACGCUCUACAAGUGACAGGCCCCAUCCUAAACUUCUUUGCCAACCACUACGACACGCCCUACCCCCUGGAAAAGUCCGACCAGAUCGGCUUGCCUGACUUCAACGCGGGCGCCAUGGAGAACUGGGGGCUGGUGACGUACCGCGAGAGCUCGCUGCUCUUUGACCCGCAGUCCUCAUCCAUUGGCAACAAGGAGCGUGUGGUCACAGUCAUCGCCCAUGAGCUGGCCCACCAGUGGUUCGGCAACCUGGUCACGGUGGGGUGGUGGAACGACCUGUGGCUCAAUGAGGGCUUCGCCUCUUAUGUGGAGUACCUGGGUGCCGACUACGCGGAGCCCAGCUGGAACCUGAAAGACCUCAUCGUGCUGAACGAUGUGUACCGCGUGAUGGCUGUGGACGCGCUGGCCUCCUCUCACCCGCUGUCCACCCCCGAUGACGAGAUCAACACGCCAUCCCAGAUCAGCGAGCUGUUCGACUCCAUCACCUACAGCAAGGGCGCCUCGGUCCUCAGGAUGCUGUCCAGCUUCCUCACUGAAAACCUCUUCAAAAAGGGCCUGGCGUCCUACCUCCAAACCUUUAAGUACAACAACACUGGCUACGGUGACCUGUGGGAGCACCUGCAGCAGGCCGUGAACAACCAGCAGGAAAUCCAUCUCCCGGACAGCGUGGGAAACAUCAUGGAUCGCUGGAUCCUGCAAAUGGGCUUUCCGAUGAUCACUGUGAACACGAAGACGGGGGACAUCUCCCAGCAGCACUUCCUCCUUGAUCCAGAGUCCAAUGUCACCAGGCCCUCUGAUUUCAACUACCUGUGGAUUGUACCCAUCACAUCUCUCAGAAAUGGCGUAGAGCAGAAGAGUUACUGGCUGCAGGAUGAAAAAGCCCAGGACCCGCAGUUCAAAACUGCUACAGAUGAGUGGGUCCUGCUGAACUUGAACGUGACCGGCUACUACCAAGUCAACUACGACCUGGACAACUGGAAGAAGAUUCAGAAUCAGCUGCAGACUGACCUGUCGGCCAUCCCUGUCAUCAAUCGGGCACAGAUCAUCAAUGAUGCCUUCAAUCUGGCCAAUGCCCACAAGGUCCCUGUCACUCUGGCGCUGGACAACACCCUCUUCCUGUCCCAGGAGAAAGAGUACAUGCCGUGGGAGGCCACCCUGAGCAGCCUCAACUACUUCAAGCUCAUGUUUGACCGCUCCGAGGUCUACGGCCCCAUGAAGAAUUACCUGAGGAAGCAGGUCAGUCCGCUUUUCUACUACUUCAAGGAGCUCACCAGCAACUGGACCCAUCGCCCGUCCACCCUCAUGGAGCAGUACAACGAGGUUAACGCCAUCAGCACAGCCUGCUCCAAUGGGCUUUCUGAGUGCAAAGAUCUGGUGUCCUCGCUUUUCAAGCAGUGGAUGGACAACCCCAGCCAUAACCCGAUCCACCCCAACCUGCGGUCCACUGUGUACUGCAACGCCAUCGCGCAGGGUGGCGAGGUGGAGUGGAACUUCGCCUGGGAGCAGUUCCGGAAUGCCACCCUGGUGAACGAGGCGGACAAACUCCGAGCGGCCCUGGCCUGCAGCAACCAGGUGUGGAUCCUGAACAGGUACCUGAGCUACACCCUGAACCCCGACUACAUCCGGAAGCAGGACGCCACCUCCACCAUCAACAGCAUUGCCAGCAAUGUGGUUGGGCAGACUCUUGUCUGGGACUUUGUCCAGAGCAACUGGAAGAAGCUGUAUGAAGACUAUGGUGGCGGCUCCUUCUCCUUCGCCAACCUCAUUCAGGCAGUGACCAGACGCUUCUCCACCGAGUACGAACUUGAGCAGCUGGAGAAGUUCAAGAUGAACAACAUGGACACGGGCUUCGGCUCAGGCACCCGGGCUCUGGAGCAGGCCCUGGAGAAGACAAAAGCCAACAUCAAGUGGGUGAAGGAGAACAAGGAACCCGUGCUCAAGUGGUUCACAGACAACAGCCCAUAGUUUCCUGGCUGUCAAGUCAUGGGCCAGCUGUGUGCUUGCCCACCUGUGACUGUGACCUGCCCUCCGCCCUCAGAUCCUCCGAUGCCAUGGUCCUACUCUCAAGGGUAGCCCUCAAGUCUCCAACCCUUGAGGGCCUUGAGUUCCCCAUGGACGGACAAUCCCACCCCUCCCAGUCUCUGUUCCUUCAUGCCCACCCUACCCCAGGCCCAGCUUGGUGCCCCACGCCUGGGGCUGGAGGCUGAUCUCAGGGACCCCCAGCUCCAGGGCCAGGUGAACAGAAACUCUUGGUGGACAAGGGCGGCCUUGAGAGGGCUGCUCUGAACCCCUCAUCUCUCCAUGAAGACCCCAAACCCAAGGAAUCCAUAGGACACCAGAUCUAUAUUUUUUUCUAAGUGAAAUGUAAAUAAAGAAUUUCUAGAUGA
Messenger RNA from Perognathus longimembris pacificus (Pacific pocket mouse), 3535 nucleotides. RefSeq names its product alanyl aminopeptidase, membrane (gene Anpep). Bases 219 to 3113 code for a protein of 964 amino acids. The transcript is spliced from 20 exons. NCBI's taxonomy places the organism in Eukaryota, Metazoa, Chordata, Mammalia, Rodentia, Heteromyidae. The record is from RefSeq and is a predicted model, not a curated record. Gene Ontology annotation, cellular component: cytoplasm. Gene Ontology annotation, biological process: peptide catabolic process; proteolysis. Gene Ontology annotation, molecular function: zinc ion binding; peptide binding; metalloaminopeptidase activity.